AAGUUUAAAUAAUGUUUCGUGUAUCAAAUGCAAUAACAAUGCACGCUGGAAUUCCGUUUAAGAUAUAAUUUUGAAAAACGGUGACACAUGGAUAUAUGGAAGAUAAUAUGAUCCAUAUAUAAAUACAUAUGAUCUAACAGUUAACUCGGGUUAUCCAUGAUUAGAUAGUUACUAUUGGCAACGAUCUUGAGGUAAACGGCGGUACAACUUCAAUAGUUUUUUAAACCUUCACGUGACAAAGAUGUUAUGGAGUAUUUUAAUGACAGUGCUCAAAUGAUUGCGCUUAAUUUGACGCAAAUUUUUAGUGUUUUAUCUUUAUAAAACAACCUCGAAGUUAAAUUAAAAUGUGAAAUAAUUAAAAGUUGUGUUUAAAGUUUAACCUAUCACCGUGGCAACUUGAGAUGUCGUGGAGCUUAAUUGUUCAGCUUAUAACAGACCUUUUAGGGACUGUUGCUGACAAUGGCGCGAAGUAUCUAUUAAUAAUUUUGCUUUUAGUGCUGGUGCUUUACUAUUUAGUGUUCAGUGACAUACACAGAGAAGAAGAACAACAUUAUGUUUCAGAGAGGGUUCACAGAAAAGGACAGUUUCUAUUGAAACACCGUCGUGAGAACAAUGAUUUGCCGCUUCCAAAUCGGGAUGAACCUGUAAACAAUACUGGCCGGACAUCGAAAAAAUGGCCACCCGAACUCCCGGGCCUUAAUAACAAUGUUGCAAACAAUUCAAAGUCUGGAAAAAAGCCAAACGGACGUAAGAAGACCAACUUCCGUUUACCUCCGUUAGCUUCCGAUUCCCAGGAUACACGGGAUUCAAAUGAACCCUCCGGUGGGGAAGUGUCAAGUGGUAAAAGUGUUGAUAAUUCUAAUACACCUGACAAUCACUAUUAUUUAAGUGCAAUAUUACCCGAACUUUCCAACAGCGAUCAUUUCAAGGAAAUCCAAGGUUUUCCUCAAGGGCAAAACAUGGGGAAUUUCAUGAAUUCAGAGCAAGACGAUUCAAAGGGAUCCCAGACUAAUAAUUUCGAAAACUCCGUUACUUUUGGACCAGAUUUUCUCCCAGAAUUCACUGGGAAACCAGAAAAGGAUGUCUCUAAUAAAACUAGCUCGUUGGACCAAGUCAGUUCUGCGUCCGCUGAUUGUGUCAUCAAUCGCCCCCUCAGUAAACAGGCCACCUCGAUAAAUGGACACGGACAUUCUGUUACUGAUCAUAAUAACAAGACUUCGCAUCGUGAAGUUACAAAAACAAUUGAGAAGAGUAAAGAAACUCAAGCCAAAAUAACAAAACCGACAGCGGCACAUUUAAAUGCUUCAAGUGGUGAAACAAAACAAAGCGUUGAUGGUUCACAAACUGUUAAAGGAACAGAAGUUUCUAGAACUACUGGUACCGGAGCUCGUCCGAAAACCCACGUCCCGCCAGUGCAAGGCGCAAAGGUUGCGGCACCAAUAGACUGUCAUAAAAUGCCUGGCAAGAACAUCUCCAAGCUUAUUGAGCGGGCCCAUGAGGCGGCUGGAAGGGACGAUGUCAAGGGUGCAAAGAAACAGGUCCUUCAGGCGCUUGUAGGGAUCAAAGAGGAGCAGGACAGACUCUCCACGGGGUUGGGCCCUGUUGUGAGCGAGCAACAGUUAGCUGAUUGGUUUGGGGAGUGCUCCUUCAUUUUUAAUCAGAUCGGGGAAUACGUGCAGUCUGCCCGGUAUUUCUAUACAGCUACCGUGUAUGAUCCUACAUGGAGCACAGCUAGUCACGCGCAAGUAUCCAACACACUGUGGGAGAACAUUGUCUACAAUGUGCCGCCUCCUGUGGUCCAGAAACGAUACGAGGACAUCAAGCUCUUCCUAUAUGAGCUGGACCGCAUUGCGCGGCUCGCGGAGCGCAGAAAACGAUGGCAUGUGUGUAUAAUGAUCGACGCCGACAUCGACCGUGUCCAUGUGAAUUUGAGACACUUUUUGAUGCUCGGGCCAGAGAAUAUCCGUGAACACCCAGGCCGCAAGGAGGCGCUAUGGAGAACAGCUCGUUGCUUUCUGCAGAUUGGAGAGCACAUGCAAGUCAAGAAAGUUUGCAGCAUAAUCCUUCAAGAGUUUUGCGACUACAACGACGUUGAGGCGUUAGAAAUAUGGUCCCGGGCCUUGGUCAUUUCCAAAGACUAUGACCUUGCUCUGCAGAAAUGUGUACUUGCGCUCAGAUACGCCACGGACUCUGCAGAUAUUGCGCGUCUCAACAACUUGAAAGAAGAGAUCGAACCUCAGAUACCAGCCACAGUACAAAAUGAGAAUCUGGACCCUGAUGGCGAAUGGCUGUGUGGUACGAACGUGACAGCGAACGGACUUGCUGAGAGUAGUGAAGAUAGUAAUCGGCCAGCAACACCUCGUGCUGGACAACAUGGGAUGAAAAAGAAACGACGAAGACCAAAAGCCAAAAACCCUGCUCUUGCUAGCCAGGCAGAUGUUGAUGAAGCAAGAAAAGCAAACAUUGAAGCUGAAUUGACAAGAUCUCGGAGACAAAGAAGUUCCUCUGAAUGUCGACCAAGUCAGCGGAAACUGUCCAAUGGAGGCAAAUACGGUCUUUCCCCACAAAAUACAAAAAGUCCGGUCCGAGACCACUCUGUUGAUUGUUUGAUUUACAGCAGAACUCCAAACGGACAUUUAGAAAAUGGCAACGGCAUAAGCCCUGCCGUUCGGAGACUUCAGCUGGAUAGGUAUGGCGCUCGUCAAAGACACGAGAGCAAGAGUAGCACAAUAAGCGACAUUUCGUAUGAAGUUGCCAGCGUGUUUGACUCUGAUUCUGAAUAUUCGUCCGACUCCGCAUCGAGCAACAGCAGUACUUACUCCACAAAUAAUAUAGAAGACGCAUUGGAAGAAAUUGAAGUACCGGAAGAAGGAGAACAAACCUCAUUUUAUGAACAAAGCUGCAGGCAAUAUAAUGACGAUACACAAGAUGAAAGUGAGUAUGCCGAUACCGAUGAUAAAAUGUUGAAACAUGGCGUUAAACUGAACAUGUCAUACAUGCACCAGUUUGCUGACAAAAAUCCUGAUGUUGUCAACAGGGACAACUUUUAUGAAAGGGCUUUGACACAAGAUCAAAUGCGCGAAAGAAUGCUGCAAAAUCCAAAGAAGUAUUUGAAGUGCACGAUACAAAUACAGGGGUCACAUGAAGCGUUUUGUACACCAAUUGAUUCAACACACGGAAUUUCCAUUAUUGAGAUUUCAGGGAGAUCGAAAAUUGGCCAGGUCUUUAAUGAGGAUGAAGUUUUGGUAGAAUUGCUAGAUGAUAAUGAGAAACACGACAAACGAUAUGGCAAAGUUUUGGGUGUACAAGGCAGACAACGUCAUAAAGACAAAGACCAUCCUGUCUUCAUCUGCACGUUAGAUACUAUGGAAAGCCAUCUUGUCCAACCGAUGUGCAAGACAAUCCCGAAGAUCCAUAUCAUCAACACCAAUGUGAUAGACAGAUUUGGUCAUAAGAUGAAAAAGUUCAAAGUAGAAGUUUAUGAAUACGACGAGCAUGCGGAAGAGCUGUGCAAUCCGAAAAUAUAUGAUGUAAAUACAUCUGGAGAGAAAACAUACGUGUUUUUGGUUGCAAUGAUAUCCUGGAGUCCGAGGCAUGUGUAUCCAUUGGGUGCGAUUGUGAAGAUCAUGAAUUGGGGAAGCAGCAUUCCGAAGGGUUUAGCUGUAUUGAAUCUCCAGCAUGAGGUACCAUCAUUGUACAAGAAAGAGACAGUAAAAUGUAUGGAGUGUAUCUCUAGGGAAAUGAACCAACGCGGUGGUGAUGAACUAGAUAGUCACAUGCUGCAGGGCCGCACUGAUCUGACAAAUCUGAAUACAUUCACUAUAGAUCCGCCUGAUUCAACGGACCUUGAUGACGCACUGAGCGUAGAACGUAUUGACGAAGGGUAUCGCGUAGGCGUCCAUAUCGCAGAUGUUUCUGCCUUUGUGCAGCUAGGAGAUCCGAUCGAUGUGGAAGCUUUUGAAAGAUCUACUACUUUUUAUCCAGGUAUCCGAAAGCCACGACACAUGAUACCAGAGCCUCUGAGCUCAAACAUUUGCAGUCUGCAUGCCAACAAGAAACGUUUGACGUGGACUAUAUUUUUCCUUCUCGACAACCAGGGUAGACCUAUUCAAAUGGAAGGAAACAAUUAUACUAUAGUGGAGUCAUUCAUCAUAUCAAAAGAAAAGCUAUCGUAUGGCCAGGCACAGAACUUUAUUGUGAACAACAGCGAACAAAGUCAGCUGGCACAGGAUGUUAGAACACUCUUUACACUUGCAAAGAAAAUCCGACUGAGGCGACUCGGAAAGGCGAUGUUUGCGUUGAACAACGAUUGGGAAGAAACUGUAGACGAAGAAUCACAAGCCAAGACUAUGGAAAGCCAUUAUCUUGUGGAAGAAUUUAUGAUUAUGGCAAACAAAAAGGUUGCAGAAGUGCUGUGUAGACGUUUUGAUAGAUGCGUGCCCAUUCGUAAACAACCACCACCUUCAGAAGAAGGGCUUCAGGAAUUUGUCAAGAAGAACGGGGUGUAUAUAGAUGUGAUGUCAACGUUCCAAGACAGGAAUAUCAUCGAUCGCACAAGGGGAACAGACAAUGCGCUGGCCGACAACAGCGUAGCGGACAAGUCCGUAGUUGUGUCCCAGCAGCUUUGGAUAAAAAUGAAGAAGGAUCCAAGAUUUGCAGUGCAGUGCUUACAAAGAGACACUCUGUUUGCCCUUCAGAAUGUCAUUUUUCAGCAGUGGUUGAGCAUUCAGGAACGAGCUGGGUACCAUUGUGCUGCAAGCGUCACUCCGGAGGACGGAAAGCACUACUCCCUCAACAUGUACCCUUACACUCACUUCACAUCUCCGAUCCGACGAUACAAUGAUCUUGUUAUACACAGGCUUUUAAGAGCCUAUGUACGAAAAUUGCCAAAUCCGUAUAGCAAUGCUCAGAUUGACCGAAUCUGCAUCCGUAUCAAUUCAGUAAAUAGGCGUUCCAAACAAUACCAGCGAGGAUGUAAAGCAUUGGAAGAAGCUGUGAACUUACAAGAGAAUCCAGAAAUGAUGAGCUGUUUCAUAGAUGACAUAACAGAUCAGGGGUUCACAUUGUGUUCUCCGUUUUUGAGAAAUGCCAAGAAAGCAAACAAAGCCCUGAACUACAAUCUUCUAGAUAUGGGUUUCAGACCAGAGGUCAAAGAGGAUACCAAAACAACUUGGGACCUUGUGAAGGCGACAUGGAGGAAACGCCUGUAUGAUUUCAAAGGAGAGCCAUUACAAUAUCCUCCUGACCGUGGACACACCCUAGAGCUCAACCCGCAAAAGAACGUGGUGUUUAUCCCAUUGCAUAACUGGGCCAAAAUGUUGAAAUCAGCUUCAGAAGGCAUGCUUGAAGACCUUCGAAGAAACAUAUCUGCAGCUUCUUCGAAAGCAAAUAUCCACGCUAUGGGUUUGGAUGAUGUGAAUACUGAAUGCAGAGACUUGGAGUUACUUCAGCCGUGUACCAAAUUUACCAUGACAUUCUCUCGUGGACAAACUCUUCAUGUGCAGAUGACUGCAGGUCCACAGAAAGGUCUGCUCGUCACAAAACCGAUGUUGUACAAAAUGACGAAUAACAUCAACUUCUGCUUGCUUCAUGCAGAUGAUCCAGUCUUACACCUGUUUCACUAUGUGAAAACAUGUACUUUGAAUCAAUACAAGAGUGUAAAACAGUAUUUACAACGUUGGGUACCGCUUAUUCUAAUGGAAGCUGCAAAAGGCAUCAUACGCAAUGAAGAAUCAUGUGUCAUUAACAAUGUACCAAUCAAAUUCACGGAUCGAAAGGGAAAGUUUGUCUUGAGUUUGGAUCAUUCUGAUACAAGAAACAUAGAGCUCUCUGGUACUGAGUCGGACGACGAGGACGACUUUCAGAGCGAAGGAAGUGCUCAAUCCUACGACUGGCUUUGCCUCAAGGCACCAAUUCCUGGAACAGAGAAACGAUCUGGUGAAAUGAGAUCGGUUAUUGACACACUUCCAAACCACUGGGUUGGACAUGCAGAAGUUAAAAGUGUCAAAAAAAAGAAGGACGAAGGGCCGUCUGGAAAACUGACAGUGCACUUUGACCUUCACGAUAAAACGGAGUCGAUACCAGUGCAAGUGAAGGACGACCCAAAAGCAACAAAGUACAGCGUGGAAAUACUGAAGAAGUCUGAAGUAGACAGGCGUACUGAGAGCUUCAUUAAGAGACUUCCUACGUCUCGGACUUCCCUUGCCACGUGUAUCGCUUUGAACAGACCAAUACCAGAGUUAGAUCGAGACCAUGCUCACCAAGUAGAGUUGAUUGAGCGGGAUCUGUACUUUGCUGCAAGUGACAACCCACAAGACAAAACUCUUCCGCGUAACAAUAAAAAGCAGCAAGAAGCAAUUGACAAGGCCCUGACAUCAAAAUUCACACUGAUCCAAGGACCACCAGGCACUGGCAAGACAUACACGGGUAUAAAGCUGAUGUAUCUUUUUGACAAAAUCAACAACAUUUUGCACAAAGAGGGAAAGCCUAAAAAGCAAGUUCUUUUCUGUGGACCUUCGAACAAAUCAGUGGACCUUGUUGCAAAAUGGAUGUUACAAAAGAUGCGUAAGUUCAAGCCCAAUUUUGUCCGCGUUUACGGGAGGUCAAUUGAGGCUAUUGACUUUCCGAUACCUGGACGCACCUUCCUCUCAAAGAAAAGCACCAGAACCUUACAAGCUGACGCAGACCUUAAGUCAGUAGCUCUCCACCACCUGAUAAGAAUAAAGGGAAAGCCAUAUGCAGAGGAAAUCAAAGCAUUGGAUAAGUAUUUUGCAAAAAAAAAAUACGCGCCAGACCCAGAGAAGGUGCCAAAGUAUGUCCAUCUGAUACGUGAGGCAUCCAUCGCUGAAAUCCGGAAUCAUGAUGUUAUACUUUGUACCACGGCAGUAGGGUCAAACCCAAAAGUGCUGGAGGCCACACAAGUUCACCAGGUAAUUGUAGACGAAGCGGGCAUGUGUCCUGAACCCCAGUGUCUGGUACCGAUUAUCGCCACAAAGGCCGAACAAGUUGUUCUUAUCGGUGACCACAAGCAGCUGCGUCCGAUCAUUAUGUGCCGAGAGGCCGGGGAACUUGGGCUGGAGACUUCCCUUUUUGAAAGAUAUGCCACUACUAGCAGUUCCAAAAACGUGAAGUUCACUAUGUUGAAUAAACAGUACCGAAUGCAUCCGCAAAUUUGUGAGUUUCCUUCGGAUAAGUUCUAUGAAAAGAAGCUGAGAACUGGACUAGGUCGUUGGGAUGACAAUCCGCUGAGGAUUUGGCCAGAGGAUCAAUUUGAUACAUAUCCACACGUUCUGAUCCACGUCGAGGGAGAGGAGAAAAUGCUCACAGUUUCAACUGAGGAUGGAAAUGAGCAAUCACGGAGCAAUGAAAAGGAAAUAGAGGAAGUGAUUCGGCUGUAUCGCUACCUUGGAGACCAGUCCGAUUAUGCGAACGUGUGCAUUAUGUCCCAGUACAACGCUCAGUGCUCGGAGAUCCGACGUCGGCUUAUUGAGGAAAAGUUUCAAGAAGAAGCAAUGAACGUUUUGACUGUAGUUUCCAGUCAAGGUGGUGAGUGGGACUAUGUGAUCUUCAGCACCGUUCGCUCUCUACCGGAUUACAAGAUCGAGAAGAGCCCUACACUUGGCUGGUGCAAGCACAACCUUGGCUUUAUCACUGACCGGAAUCAGGUCAAUGUUGCCCUGACCAGAGCAAGAAAAGGGCUCAUUAUCGUCGGAAACAAGGACCUGUUAGCUUGCGAUGUGAUUUGGAAGAAACUGGUUGAGCAUUAUGACAGACGGGGCUGUAUAAAGACCCCAGAAGAGUUCCCACCAAAAGGCACCAAGAAGACUAGACAGGAAAUCCUGCUCGAGAGACAAGCUAAUGUAUUGCGUAUGUAUGGAGAUGAAAUGUUCGUUUCGGGCGAAGGAAAGGCCACCGAUUAUGAGGGUCCAUUUGAUUUAUCCGAUGACGAUGAUGAUGCUAAUGAUGACUUCAGAACGAAUCGGGCAACUGAGUCGACAUGGCAACAGAGCGGGCGAAGAUGGAGAGGAGGACGAGGAGGGAAUAGAACUUAAGAGGGGUGGGAUUUACAAUAUUUGAUAUUUAAACCGAUUUUCAUUGGAGCACGAGUUGUUUUAAAUUGUCAAAUGUUCAUCUUUGUCAAUUUUGCAAAAUUUUGUAUUUACCCCAUUUUUACUUGCUGUUUUUUCAUGAUUAAUAUGUGAUAUAACACAUAUUUCAUUUUUGUUGUGUUUAAAGUUCUUUCAUUAAUAACGAAUAUGUAGAAUGGAUCUCAAUGUUGUUAUUUUAUUUGUAAUUUCUGAAACAAUGUUCUUAUAUAAAUGUUUGAUUUUCCAUAAUUGUAAUUUGACAAAAACGGCCAUUUUCAUAAAUUAAUCAUUAAUUAAACCAUUAUUUAAAUAACCAUUAUUACUUGAAAGUUGCGUUCAAAUGUCGUUAUUAAAUUUUGGAAUUUAACUAUAGGUUACUCUUUUUGCGCACUUAUUUGUUAUCAUCUGUAUAAUUGUUCUUUUUACUCAUUGCCUUUCUCUUGCGAACCGAACUAGUUUGUUUUUAUGAUUACACAUGCUAGUUUACAGUUUUAUUUGCCUAUUCGAUUGUUUUGUUUGAUUGUCUUCAAAAUGUUACCGGUGGAAUUUUCGUGAUUUGGGAAAUGUUUACUCGGUACUUCAUUUGCCAUCCAUCAGUUCUUUUUUAUGCAACGCCACUUUAUAUUUCACGCGUUUCAUUGGUGUACAUUUUAUAUUAAGCUGCAAUUUUCUUUAUUUCUUUAGUAAGGCAAAGAUAUGUAACAUAAAUUGUUGUUGUUUUCUUUGAUAACUAAUAGUGAUUGCAGUAAAUUGUUGAAUAUGAAAUAUGCAUGUACUCUCAGUACUGUCGUAACCAUUGUUUUAUAGUUGUUUUUUUGGAGCGCCGAUAAGAAUAUAACCGUCUUUCAUUUUAUGAUGAUAAAUGCCAAUGAUCACUUUCCCUCUGCCUUGUGUGUUGUUUUAUUGAUUGAUGAUGAUAUCCAUCGAAAUUAUAUACACGAUUGCUUUUUAGAAUGUCAGUUCUAUGAUGUGUUUUUUUGUUUCUAGUUUAUAUCCAAUGAAAGUAUAUCAGAAUUUAAGUUCUAUAACCUUUUUUGUAAUUUAACCUGAUUUGUCUUUCAUUUUUAUCAUUCUGUGAUACAGUAUUUUUUGUACUUUGUUUGCUUUAUUAUAAUCUUGAUUUGUACGCGUUUAAACUGCUUGCUCGUGACAUAAAUAUUUUGUCCAAAUUAUCUGUGCCAUUAAAAUCAUUAAAAUGAG
Molecule: messenger RNA, 9287 nt
Organism: Mya arenaria
Lineage: Eukaryota; Metazoa; Mollusca; Bivalvia; Myida; Myidae
Product: helicase with zinc finger domain 2-like
Exons: 20
Coding region: 402-8051 (2549 amino acids)
Molecular function (GO): RNA binding; 5'-3' DNA helicase activity; RNA nuclease activity
Source: RefSeq, a predicted model, not a curated record